UCAGCUGUUAGUGGAGUGUGUUUGUUUAACUCACCCGUGGUUAGAGACAAUUUUUAAAUGGAAAGCAUUCUAGAACCAAAUAGCUCCGAUGACAACAUGCCAUCGGACAAGAAAGAUCUACAUUCUCUGCUAUCCUCAGAAGACGAUCUGUUCGAUGGCCCACCUUCCUCAACGAUUAAAAUUGAACCAACCCAGCUCCAGGAAGAACCACGAUCAUCGUAUUCCCUUAAGAACGAGUUCGAGGAUAUAAUAUUUCCCGAGAUCGGACGAGAAAGUAGCAUGGCAGAAAUUAACAGCAAAGAUAGCCAGCAAAAAGGCGUCGAGCGAGCCAAACGAAAAGAAAUAAAGAGCAAGAAGAUAAUGGAGGAGGAAGAGCUGGAGAAGAUGCAAGUUCUUGUGUCCAACUUCACCGAAGAGCAAUUAGACCGGUACGAGAUGUAUCGACGGGCCGCCUUUCCAAAGGCCGCUGUGAAGCGGUUAAUGCAAACCAUCACGGGUUGUUCGGUGUCGCAGAACGUGGUGAUCGCAAUGUCCGGUAUAGCGAAGGUUUUCGUUGGUGAGGUAGUGGAGGAAGCACUUGACGUGAUGGAACGCACCGGUGAAACGGGAGCCAUUCAACCCAAGUAUUUGCGAGAAGCAGUGCGGCGACUGCGAGCUCGCGGGCAGAUCCCCAACGGAAGGGGGCACAAACAGUUUUUCAAGAUGAACUGAUAGCAAUACUAAUUGAUUUCAGCGGGUGCAGUUAAAUAUGACGAAGUAUUGUACUGAUCCCUUUUGUACUGGAACUAGAGCUAAUAAUUAAAUUAUAUUCGAUUUCACAAUUUCAUCAUUCCUUCCUCUAUCAAUAACCUGCUUUGUCGGUCAUACUAUUCUACGUGGUAGUUGCUAAUUAACCUGACCUGAGCGAAACUCGCAACAUCUGGAGAUCAUUGUCUGCAGUAAGCUUAGAAGAUGCCAAGCGAUCAUUGAAGCCGGCAGCGAUUGGACAGCUUAUAGGGUGGUUGCGGCGUUGAUACUUAGAAAAAUCUAGGUAUCCAUUCUGUCGCCUUACUUUUGACACGAAGGCCUAAACCGUAUGUAUGGUGCCGGGAGCGGGCUAUUUGGCAUAAUAAAAGUUAAGCAUAACGAACAUAAGGCAUGCUUUUGAGAAGUGAAUACAUUGCAGGGCUUUCGGCAUAAUUUUUAACUUCUGAAAAACGGUC
This is a messenger RNA of Topomyia yanbarensis, 1202 nucleotides long. It is a transcript of the gene Taf11, whose product is annotated as transcription initiation factor TFIID subunit 11. The coding region runs from base 58 to 711 and encodes 217 amino acids. The transcript has 2 exons. Gene Ontology annotation, molecular function: protein heterodimerization activity; transcription coactivator activity. Gene Ontology annotation, biological process: RNA polymerase II preinitiation complex assembly; transcription initiation at RNA polymerase II promoter. The record is from RefSeq and is a predicted model, not a curated record. Gene Ontology annotation, cellular component: transcription factor TFIID complex; nucleus. Lineage: Eukaryota; Metazoa; Arthropoda; Insecta; Diptera; Culicidae.